Pundamilia nyererei is the source of this 2618-nucleotide messenger RNA. RefSeq names its product zinc finger SWIM domain-containing protein 8-like. Gene Ontology annotation, cellular component: Cul2-RING ubiquitin ligase complex. Gene Ontology annotation, molecular function: zinc ion binding. Lineage: Eukaryota; Metazoa; Chordata; Actinopteri; Cichliformes; Cichlidae. The annotation marks the transcript as partial. The transcript has 9 exons. The record is from RefSeq and is a predicted model, not a curated record.
AUGGUCAGGUGAUUCCACUGGUGGAGUUGUCAGCAAAACAGGUCGCCUUUCACAUCCCAUUUGAAGUGGUAGAGAAGGUCUAUCCUCCUGUCCCAGAACAGCUCCAGCUUCGCAUUGCCUACUGGAGCUUCCCUGAGAAUGAAGAGGACAUCAGAUUAUAUUCCUGCCUUGCUAAUGGGAGUCCAGAUGAAUUCCAGCGUGGAGAACAACUCUAUAGGAUCAGAGCUGUCAAAGACCCUUUGCAAAUUGGCUUUCAUCUCAGUGCUACAGUAGUCUCCACUCAGUCCAGUCAGUCUAAAGGAGCCUACAACGUGGCGGUCAUGUUUGAUCGCUGUCGCAUCACCUCCUGCAGCUGUACCUGUGGUGCAGGAGCCAAGUGGUGUGCCCAUGUGGUGGCACUCUGUCUCUUCAGGAUCCACAAUGCAUCAGCAGUGUGUCUUAGGGCUCCAGUUUCUGAGUCUUUGUCCAGACUGCAGAGAGACCAGCUUCAAAAGUUUGCCCAGUACCUCAUCAGUGAGCUGCCUCAGCAGAUCCUGCCUACAGCCCAGCGACUCCUGGAUGAGUUGCUGUCCUCACAGUCCACUGCCAUCAACACUGUGUGUGGAGCUCCAGAUCCAACAGCAGGCCCUUCAGCAUCGGACCAGAGCACCUGGUAUUUGGAUGAGUCAACCCUCAGUGACAACAUCAAAAAGACUCUACACAAGUUCUGUGGGCCUUCACCUGUUGUUUUCAGUGAUGUGAACUCCAUGUACCUGUCAUCCACCGAGCCACCAGCAGCUGCUGAAUGGGCAUGUCUGUUGCGACCUCUGAGGGGUAGAGAGCCAGAAGGCAUCUGGAACCUUCUGUCCAUUGUCAGGGAGAUGUUUAAGAGGCGAGACAGCAAUGCUGCCCCGCUGCUGGAGAUUCUCACUGAACAGUGCCUCACCUACGAACAGAUCAUUAGCUGGUGGUAUAGCGUUCGCACAUCAGCGUCACACAGCAGUGCUAGUGGUCAUACUGGCCGGAGCAACGGACAGUCAGAAGUAGCCGCUCAUGCCUGUGCAAGCAUGUGUGAUGAGAUGGUGGUUCUUUGGAGGCUGGCAGUGCUCGACCCCACUAUGAGCCCCUGCAGGCGUUUGGAACUGGCCGGUCAGCUGAGGCAGUGGCACCUGAAAGUUAUAGAGAUAGUGAAGCGGGGACAGCAUCGCAAGUCCCUGGAUAAACUGUUUCAAGGCUUUAAACCUGCUGUGGAGUCCUGCUAUUUCAACUGGGAGGUGGCCUACCCAUUGGAUGGCAUUACCUACUGCAGUGCAGAUAAGAAGAGUGCCACGUUCUGCUGGUCCAGGGCAAUGCUGCACCAGAGAGGAAUCAAGUCGCCUGCAGGAGGUGGUGUUGACUCUUCUGAAUCAGGGGCCAGAGCUGAAGGCGGACCGGCAGGAGAGUAUAAAGGCAGGGCAAGUAGUAACUCCACACAACAGGAGGUAGCAGUGCGACCUAAGGAGACCAUUCUGACCAAGAGGAAGGGACUGUCAGUGAGUGGAGGUGGAGGGAUGCUUGUUCGACUGGGAGGGAGUGUCUCACUAUCCCUGGAAGAUGGAGGAGGAAAGUGCAUGUACAAAGGCCCGGGUUCCUCCUCUGGAGGAAAGUUGAAACUGACUCAGGGAGGUGGGAAGGGGGCAACAGGAGGAGGACCUGGCGGUGGUGGAGGAUUAGGAAGUAGUAAGCAUACAAGUGCCAAACGCAGAACUAGUAGUGAAGAUAGCUCCUUGGAGCCAGACUUGGCUGAGCUCAGUCUGGAUGACGGCUGCAAUCUGGCUUUGGGGGCUGAGGCUAGUAACACUUUCGAGUUUCUCCCACCACCACCAGAGAUGUUGCCCUCUCCAAGUCCACUGCUCCGAGAUUCACGGAAGUGCAACAGUGGAGGGAGCAAGAUUUUUGAAACAAAGCAUAGCAGCCGUGACUCUGCAGCAAUUGCUGCUGCAGAGCCUGCUCCACCUUGUUUCCCUUUGAAAGAGAAUGGAGUGAUAGUUGUGGGCAUGCCCAGCACAGCAGAAAAGGAAGCCGAGGUGGAGCCAGCACUUAACAUAGAUGAAGAUGUAGAUUCAGCUGGUAGUAACCAGCCUUUAGUUUCAGCAGUUACAGUGAGAUCAGGCACCCCUCAAACAUCUGCUAAGCCAGUGCUAGGCUGCAAAGAGUUGGUGUCUGCUGCAGCAGUAGCAGGAAGUGGAGCAGUAGUGGUAGGUGGAGCAGCUCGUGAAGGAGCUGAAGCUGUACGUGCAGCUGCUGAAGGAGAAGCUGUGGGUGAAGAUGACUACCAGGCAUACUAUCUGAGUGCUGCUUCAGAAGAGGGUGUAGACAGACAGCUAGCUGACAACCAUCAGGAGGAGGAGCCAGACAUCUUUGCAGGGAUCAAACCACUGGAGCAGGAGGGACGCAUGGAGGUAAGUGCAAAGACCCAGUUUUAACCAUAGAAACCCAACAACAAAAGAAAAGCAGUUCACUUGGAAAGUAAGAGCAUGAAAUAAACAUUAGAUACAAGGAUGUGCAAAAUUACAUCAUUGUCUACCAGUACAGUAAAAGUUACGCUUUGUAGACUUUCUUAAAUUAACGAAAUAUCUAAACUUCAGAGGUUAGAAAUU